AAGACUGGAGAUCCGUACCUUGUAAAUAUGCUCUUGGCAGAGCUUCCAGAGAAGAAAGCGACGCAGAAAGCCGACAAGCCUAUGCUCGCUGUGCUCGGUACCUCGCACUUGGAUAUGGUCAGAUUCCUCUCUGAGCUUGAUAGCUUCAAUCCACUUUACCGGAAUCGCGCAGGCAAGACCUGGCCAGAGAUUGCAGAGGAACGACGCGGGCAAAACUGGCGAGAGGAGAAAGAGCUUCUGCAGAAAUUAUACGACCAAAAAGCGGCGUCGAUAGAUCGUCGUAGCUCCAGUCCUGUUCUUAAGAGGGACGGUGGCAAGCGGAGAUUGAGCCGACGGACUCCCGAGGAUGACAGCGAAGAAGAGGAUGCUCCACGACGCAAGAAUGGUCGACGAUUAAUGUCCAAACGUGAUAUGCGCGCUGCAAGCGGGAAAGCACUAUCAGAGGACGAGUCGUCUGACGAGUCCAGCUCAGAAGUGGCGACCACAGCUGAGGAAAGCUCCAUGAAGCCUCCUGAAAGUCCUGCAAAACGAACAACUCCCAGCCGAACGAGGAGAAAGAGCUUCUCUGCACAGGCACCAGACGCAUCGCCCCAAACGCGCAGACGAUCAUCGUCUUUACGUAGUCACAGCGAGCAGGUCCUUCCAACGCUGGAGGAAAAGGUAGAAGAUAGAGAAGCACUUGCAGAGAAACGCAAAGCCGAGGAAGCGCAAGCCGCUGAAGCAGAGGCCCAACGCAAGGAGCAGCAAGCCGCUGAAGCUGA
Pseudocercospora fijiensis CIRAD86 is the source of this 761-nucleotide messenger RNA. RefSeq lists its product as uncharacterized. The record is from RefSeq and is a predicted model, not a curated record. The transcript has a single exon. The annotation marks the transcript as partial. NCBI's taxonomy places the organism in Eukaryota, Fungi, Ascomycota, Dothideomycetes, Mycosphaerellales, Mycosphaerellaceae.